AGGGAUUGAGGAGUGUGUCCCAGUGGCUGAGCGUGUGCCUGCAACUUGAUCCUAAAAGCCACAUAUGGAGGCCACAUUUCAGGAUCAUCCAGGGUUUCUGGUGGCCAGCAUUUCUCCUCCUUUCCUUUUUAAAUUACAGGUUACAGAACACGAAAUCAGCUUUUUUUACCUGAUAGCAUCAGGGGUCCAGUCCUUACCGCCACCACUGAGUGGGAGCAGGCGUGAGGGAAAGGGGCUAGGCUUGCUGAUUUAUGCUUCCCUGGGGGAAUACUGGGGUGGCCUGGUGGGGCCCUCCUCUCUCUAGGCUAUUCCCCAACACCCCUGUGGCUUCAGUCUGCCCCGGCCUCCUGUGUGCCCAGCAAGCCUGCUCCCGUGGGGCCUGCUAUCCCCCUGUCGGGGACCUGCUCAUCGGGAGGACCCGGUUUCUCCGAGCUUCGUCCACCUGCGGACUGACCAAGCCUGAGACCUACUGCACCCAGUAUGGCGAGUGGCAGAUGAAAUGCUGCAAGUGUGAUUCUAGGUUGCCUCACAAUUACAAUAGUCACCGAGUGGAGAAUGUGGUUUCGUCCUCGGGCCCCAUGCGUUGGUGGCAGUCACAGAAUGAUGUGAACUCUGUCUCUCUGCAGUUGGACCUGGACAGGAGGUUCCAGCUUCAAGACAUCAUGAUGGAUUUUAAGGGGCCCAUGCCCGCUGGGAUGCUGAUUGAGCGCUCCUCGGACUUCGGCAACACUUGGCACGUGUACCAGUACCUGGCUGCUGACUGCACCUCCGCCUUCCCCCACGUCCACCAGGGCCAGCCUCAAAGCUGGCAGGAUGUUCGGUGCCAGUCCCUGCCCCACAGGCCCAACGGGCGCCUGGAUGGGGGGAAGGUUCAACUUAACAUUAUGGAUUUAGCAUCUGGGAUUCCAGCCACUCAAAGUAAAAAAAUUCAAGAGCUGGGGGAGAUCACAAACUUGAGAGUCAACUUCACCAGGCUGGCCCCUGUGCCCCAGAGAGGCUACUACCCCCCCAGUGCCUACUACGCAGUGUCCCAGCUGCGUCUGCCAGGCAGCUGCUUCUGCCACGGCCACGCUGACCGCUGCGCCCCUCAGCCCGGAGCCUCCGCCGGCCCCUCCGCCGCCGUGCAGGUCCAUGAUGUUUGCGUCUGUCAGCACAACACUGCUGGGCCCAACUGUGAACGCUGUGCGCCCUUCUACAACGAUCAGCCCUGGAGACCCGCAGAUGACCAGGACCCCCGCGAAUGCCAGCGGUGUGACUGCAAUGGGCACUCAGAGACCUGUCACUUCGACCCAGCUGUGUUCGCCGCGAGCCAGGGGGCACACGGAGGCGUGUGUGACAACUGCCGGGACCACACGGAGGGCAGGAACUGUGAGCAGUGUCAGCUGCACUAUUUCCGCAACCAGCGUCCCGGCGCUCCCAUUCAGGAGACCUGUAUCCCCUGCGAGUGUGAUCCCGAUGGGGCAGUGCCAGGGGUUCCCUGCGACCCAGUGACUGGACAGUGCGUGUGCAAGGAGCAUGUGCAGGGGGAGCGCUGUGACCUGUGCAAGCCAGGAUUUACGGGACUCACCUAUGCCAACCCGCAGGGCUGCCACCGCUGUGACUGCAGCAUCCUGGGGUCUCGUCGGGACAUGCCCUGCGAUGAGGAGAGUGGGCAGUGCCUGUGUCUGCCCCACGUGGUGGGCCCCAAAUGUGACCAGUGCGCUCCCUACCACUGGAAGCUGGCCAGUGGUCGGGGCUGUGAGCCCUGUGCCUGUGACCCUCAGAGUUCCCUCGGCCCCCAGUGCAACCAGUUCACGGGGCAGUGCCCCUGCCGAGAAGGGUUUGGUGGCCUGACGUGCAGCGCCGCAGCCAUACGCCAGUGUCCCGACCGGACGUACGGAGGUGCAGGCACGACAUGCCGCGCUUGUGACUGUGACUUCCGGGGGACGGAGGGCCCAGGCUGUGACAAGGCCUCGGGCCGCUGCCUCUGCCGCCCCGGCUUGACCGGACCCCGCUGCGACCAGUGCCAACGAGGUUACUGUGACCGCUACCCGGUGUGCGUGGCCUGCCACCCUUGCUUCCAGAUCUACGAUGCUGACCUCCGGGGGCAGGCCCUGCGCCUCAGCAGCCUCCGCAAUGCCACCGCCGCCGGCCUGUGGCCCGGGCUGGGCCUGGAGGACGCUGGCCUCACCUCCCGGAUCGCGGAUGCCAAGAGCAAGAUGGAGCAGAUCCAAGCAAUCCUUUCCCGUUCCCCGGUCACCGAGCAGGAGGUGUCCCAGGUGGCCAAUGCCAUUUUCUCCAUCAGGCAGACUCUCCAGAGCCUGCAGCCUGAUCUGCCCCCAGAGGAGGAGACCUUGUCCCUCUCGCAAGACCUCAAGAAUCUGGACCGAAGCUUCAGUCACCUCCUUGUUAUGUAUCAGAGCAAGAAGGAGCAGUUUGAAAGGAUAAGCGGUGCGAAUCCUUCAGGGGCCUUCCGGGUGCUGACCGCAGCCCUCCAGCGGUCCUCCCAGGCUGCUCAGCGGGUCUCCGACGGCUCCCGCAUGCUCUUGCAGCUCAGGGACGGCCGGCGAGAGGCGGAGAGGCUGGAGGGCCAGCUGGGAGGAGGAGCCGGAGUUAGUGGGCCCCAGCUUGUGGCCCUGAGGCUGGACAUGGCUUCCUUGCCUGAUCUGACACCCACCAUCAACAAGCUCUGCGGGGGCUCCAGGCAGACGGCCUGUACCCCAGGAGCGUGCCCUGGAGAGCUGUGUCCCAGAGACAAUGGCACGGCAUGUGGCCCUCACUGCAGAGGUGCCCUCCCCAGGGCGGAUGGGGCCUUCCGGAUGGCGGGGCAGGUGGCCCAGCAGCUGCAGGGCUUCAAUGCCCAGCUCCAGCAGACCCGGCAGAUGAUCAAGGCCGCUGAGGAAGCCGCCUCGAAGGUGCAGUCAGACGCUCAGCGCCUGGAGACCCAGGUGAGCACCGGCCGCUCCCAGAUGGAGGAGGAUGUCAGGCGCAUGCGGCUCCUCAUCCAGCAGGUCCGGGACUUCCUGUCAGACUCUGACACUGAUGCGGCCACCAUCCAGGAGGUCAGCGAGGCUGUGCUGGCCCUGUGGCUGCCCACAGACUCGGCCACGGUGCUGCGGAAGAUGAAUGAGAUCCAGGCCAUUGCCGCUAGGCUACCCAGUGUGGACCUGGUGCUGUCUCAGACCAAGCAGGACAUUGCUCGGGCUCAGAGGCUCCAGAUGGAGGCUGAGAAGGCCAGGAGCCGAGCCCACGCGGUGGAGGGCCAGGUGGAGGACGUGGUGGGGAACCUUCGGCAGGGCACGGUGGCUCUGCAGGAAGCCCAGGACACCAUGCAAGGCACCAGCCGUUCCCUUCGGCUUAUCCAGGAGAGGGUUGCUGAGGUUCAGCAGGUCCUGGGGCCGGCGGAAGGACUGGCAGCUGGCAUGGGCUUGCAGCUGGGUGACUUGCGGGCGCGGAUGGAGGAGCUCAGCCGCAGGGCCAGGCUGCAACAGGAGCAAGUGGCAAGGGCCCAGCAGCUCACAGAGGGUGCUAAGGAGCGGGCGCUGAGCGCCCAGGAGGGAUUUGAGAGAAUAAAGCAAAAAUAUGCUGAGUUGAAGGACCAGUUGGGUCGGAGCCCCAUGCUGGGGGCUCAGGGCAGCCGGAUCCUGAGUGUCAAGACGGAGGCAGAGGAACUGUUUGGGGAGACCAUGGAGAUGAUGGACAGGAUGAAAGACAUGGAGUCGGAGCUGCUGCGGGGGAGCCAGGCCAUCAGGCUUCGCUCGGCAGACCUGACGGGGCUGGAGAAGCACGUGGAACAGAUCCGCAACCACAUCAACGGGCGUGUGCUCUACUAUGCCACCUGUAAGUGAUGCACCAGCCUGCAGCCCCCAGCCCCGCUCAUCUGCCCUCUCUACUUUUGGAGGACAGGCUGGGCUGGGAUGCCUUCCGGCUCCAGGAGACUUACACAGCCUAAAGCACAGCCCGGACGGCCCCUGGCGCGCAGCUGUUAAGAUUAUUCUGGGCUGCAGCUGAGCCGGAGCUGAUGGGAAAUUACAUCUGAGAGACAGAGAGGGUGGAGGCGGGCCGUGUCCUUGUGACGAGGAGCUCUCAAGUGGAGGUGCACUUGGCCGGCCAGCGUCCUUGCCCUUCAUCUUCCAUGGAGGCUGAAUCCUGGAGGGACACCAAAACUUAACAAAAACAUGAUGUACAAAUGAAAAGCCCAAUAAAAAUCUUUGGAAAGAAGUCUGGAGGUUGAAAGAGAGAAAAUGAUCCAUCUCCCCAUUAAGUACACCGUUGUCACUUGUUCCUGUCUCCCACCUGGGGUUCCUGGGUGCUCCUCUGCUCAAGCCCAAGGCCUGGAGGUAUAUGAAGCAUAGGCUGCCCCACUUGGCUCAGUACAGCUUGCUCGUCAACCAAACUUAGGGGGGCUGGAUCCCUUUGCCCCAGGACCCAAAGGAUCCCAUCCUUGAGAGACCAGAUGAUUUCCGUCUUUGAGCAGUGAUCCAGUUGCUCAUUCACAGAUGAGGAAAUAGAAAUCCAGAGAAGGGAAAUAUGGCGUCCAAAUUCCCCCAGCUCCAGAGGCGGACUCUGUGUCUCUUGGGAUCUCAAGGAGAAGUUGCAAAUGGAUGUGCAUUUGUGUGUGCGGCAGAUAUGGAAAUAGUGUGAAUAUCUGUGUGCUAACCAUGGCCUGUGCAAUGUGCUAGGCAUUUUUAAAAUUAAAAAAAUAA
Molecule: messenger RNA, 4685 nt
Organism: Neomonachus schauinslandi (Hawaiian monk seal)
Lineage: Eukaryota; Metazoa; Chordata; Mammalia; Carnivora; Phocidae
Gene: LAMB3
Product: laminin subunit beta 3
Exons: 21
Coding region: 252-3827 (1191 amino acids)
Biological process (GO): axon guidance
Cellular component (GO): basement membrane
Source: RefSeq, a predicted model, not a curated record